AUGGAUCGGGCGGCCUUCGCCGCGUUCCAUGCCGCUCACUUUGAGGAUCCAUCACAGCGCAGUUGGUUCGCGCACCAUCUUCAACACAGUGAUGUGACAGUCCCACCCACAGCUGAGAUAGCAGAGUGGACGGACGAAGCAUGGGAAGAUACAUGGACGCAGCUACGCCCAGGCGAAAGCCUAGAGCAGUGGCAAGCACGGCACGGCGUACAGUACCUUACACCGGGCGCAGUGCGUAUGUUUGACCAAGCGCGUCGAUUUCGCGAGCAACACACCGAUGCACCAGAUACCCACGCCGUGGCGAAGCCAGGUGACCAGACUGUGCAACCUACGUCCAGCACGACGACAUCCCAGCCGGACGAACUUACUCAGCUACGUGAGCGUGCUAUAAAAGCCAUGAAAAAAGGACGUUCUCACACGUCGUCUCCAUCCAGGGCUACGAGCACCAUCACGUGA
Messenger RNA from Malassezia pachydermatis, 456 nucleotides. RefSeq lists its product as hypothetical. The transcript has 2 exons. The record is from RefSeq and is a predicted model, not a curated record. NCBI's taxonomy places the organism in Eukaryota, Fungi, Basidiomycota, Malasseziomycetes, Malasseziales, Malasseziaceae. Bases 1 to 456 code for a protein of 151 amino acids.